CGCUAUCUACUAUCUCUAUUCUCUCGCUGCCGUCGUCUACAUGUUCCGGGAAUUGGGGCUAAAUUACAGAGGCUAUUAAUUAUUUUCAGGUUCGCCUUCGGGAUUCAAAGUCUUUGCCGGCUUGCCCUUCAUGGAAUCAGAGGAAUGUGAGCAGGAGAGACCUGGUUUGGAGAUUGCCCCUUUGGAGUUUGGACUUCAUCUCACGGUUGCCUGAUUCCGUGAUUCAUCACAUUUUAUCUUAUCUGAGUGCCAGAGAUGUUACCUCUACUGCAAUAUUGUCAAAGACUUGGAAUCGCACCUGGUCCACUUAUCCUUAUCUUGUAUUCCACUUUUUCUAUGAUAAUUCAGUCACAGAACAAGAGCAAGUUCUUGGUGACGCGCCUAUAAAAAAGCGAAAACAUGAUUUCUUGAUUCUUGCUGGAAAUUCCAUCUGUCGGCGCUUGCAACUAGAUUUUUGCGUACAAAGAUUUCAAUUGUAUAUUGACUUCCCUGAUAUGGAGUUGUUGACGCCUAAUAUGGACCAAUGGAUUGGUAUAGCAGUUGACAGGACUGCUUCAGAACUUGCUGUUUGUAUUGAUAGUUUGUCGGGCUCAGAUAGAUAUUUUUAUAGCGUUCCGCAAUCGGUUUUGCUUGCUAGCUCGCUAAAAGUUUUAAGCUUAUGUGGCUGUAGAUUUGAGAGUGGAUUGGAUAUCAAACUUCCACAUCUACAGAAGCUUUCUUUAUCUCAUUCUUGUUUCACCGACAAGUUUUCAUUUCACCAAAUUCUCUCUGGGUGCCCCGUGAUUGAGUAUGUGAAAGUGUCAUUUUGUAUAUGGAUGGACACACUUCUCUCAGUUUCAAGUUUAUCUAACUUGAAGUAUUUUGAGUUCCUGUACUGUGAUGGGAUUGAUAAUGUUCAGAUAGAUGUGUCUGAUCUUCAUACUUUUUCGUUUGCACCAUCCUUGGGAAACUGGCCCAGAAGUAUUAACCUGGCUACUUGCAAAGCACUGAAGGAGUUGAAACUCAGUGGGGUACGUGACACAGCUAACUUUUGGCACCAGGCGCUGACAUUUCAAAUCCAGGCCCUUGAAGUCUUAGAGUUUCGAAGUUGCCAUGGGUUGGGGAGUAUCAGAAUUUCAAGCCAAAGGCUUAAGAGACUGGCCUUUAGAGGUUGUCGUCACUUUUCAGGUGCUGAAAUUGACACUCCAAAUUUAGAGUUUUUUGAAUGCUGCAACUGUGACAAUCCUUUCAUUCCCAUCAAAGCCUCAGAUGAUAUCAAGAUACACUUAAGAUUUUCCCUUAGUGGAAAAACGGUUGAUUGGGUGGUUAAACUGAAUCAAUUUUUGUUGAAGUUAAGAUUUUUUCAGGAUCUCAAGUUUAUUGUCUAUCAUCAUUCUAAGAACAUGAUUAUUCACGAAAAACUGAGUGAGAUCCGCUUUUCUUCUCUCUGCCAUUUAAUGCGUCCGAAAUGUAUAUGCAUAUCAUCAAAGAGCUACAAAGAUCUUUUGGAUGAAUUAUUUCCAUCAGUGUUCCCUAAAUCGUUAUUUGCCAUGUACUGUAGCACAAAAAUGAUUGAGAUAUUGUCACAGAAGAUGAAGGAUCUUGGAAAGGACUCAACUUUGCUCCACAAAUUAGUUGGUUUUGAGGUGAUUUUGUCUAAAGAUGCAAAGCAUCCAAGUGAUCCUGCCACAGAAUACUUCAUACAAGCACACUCAACUGCUCGUUUCGAGAUUGCCACAAUUAUAUUAAAUUGGAAGUAUAAUGUCUACAAACACAGUGUGACAUUAUAGGCUUGAGUAGUAUUGCAUGAUUUACAGCAUUGGUGUGCGUUGUACUAUUAAAUGUAUGUUCUGCAAUACACUGAUGAUUUAACUUUUCUUUUUACUUUUGUAAAAGAUUAAUCUAUAAAGUUGUACUACUGAUAACUUGAUGACUGAUGAUGAUUAAAGAGGGACUAUCUUUAGGUGCUUGGAA
Molecule: messenger RNA, 1953 nt
Organism: Coffea eugenioides
Lineage: Eukaryota; Viridiplantae; Streptophyta; Magnoliopsida; Gentianales; Rubiaceae
Exons: 5
Coding region: 495-1769 (424 amino acids)
Source: RefSeq, a predicted model, not a curated record